This is a messenger RNA of Gekko japonicus, 2939 nucleotides long. RefSeq names its product integral membrane protein 2C (gene ITM2C). Gene Ontology annotation, cellular component: extracellular exosome; Golgi apparatus; plasma membrane. The record is from RefSeq and is a predicted model, not a curated record. NCBI's taxonomy places the organism in Eukaryota, Metazoa, Chordata, Lepidosauria, Squamata, Gekkonidae. The coding region runs from base 55 to 849 and encodes 264 amino acids. Gene Ontology annotation, biological process: negative regulation of amyloid precursor protein biosynthetic process. Gene Ontology annotation, molecular function: amyloid-beta binding. The transcript has 6 exons.
GACCACAGAGAGCGGAGGAGGCGUCGGGCUCGGGUUGGAAGCUGCGGCUGAGCCAUGGUGAAAAUCAGCUUCCAGCAGCCGGUAGCAGAACUCAAGGCGGAGAAGGAUGGCGCCGCAGCCUGUGGGGCCAAGGCAGAAAUCUUCCUGCCUCAGGAUGUGGAGGAGCAGCCUUUGCCAGUGCAGAGCAGAAGGUCUUCUCUCAGCCGCAUGUGCUACUUGACAAUGAGCCUGAUGUUGUUGCUCCUUGGCUUAAUUUUGACAUCCAUGUAUGUCUACAGAUACUUCUCCAUUACUGGCUCAUCUCCGACCGACUCAGAAAAUCUCUUCCACUGUGGAGUUAUCUAUCAAGACCAUUACUACUCAGAGUUAAGGGAACAGCUGGAAUUGCAUGAGGAUGUGAGGAUUUACCUGGAGGAGGACUACGAACAGAUCAACAUUCCAAUGCCCCACUUUGGUGAAAGUGAUCCUGCAGAUAUUAUCCAUGAUUUUCAGCGGGGACUGACAGCAUAUCAUGACAUAGCCCUUGAUAAAUGCUAUGUCAUUGAGUUGAACACCACUAUCGUCAUGCCGCCACAGAGCUUCUGGGAGCUUCUCAUUAAUAUGAAGAAAGGGGUGUAUCUGCCGCAGACCUACAUAAUCCAGGAGGAGAUGAUAGUCACGGAGCACGUCACUGACAUGGACCAGCUUGGCUCCUUUAUUUAUCAUCUGUGCCAUGGCAAAGAGACAUAUAGGCUGAAGCGUAGAACUUCAAGGAGACAUAUCCAUCGACGUGCAGCAGAGAACUGUCAUCACAUUCGCCAUUUUGAAAACACCUUUGUGGUUGACACUGCAAUUUGUCAGAAGCUGUGAGAACCACUUGCCAGAUGUAACCUUGCUGGGCUUUGCUUGUACUCAUCCAUGCAGGCUUUCUUUUCUGGAGAGAGAAUUUGGCUUAUUUUUCGUCUUGCUCCCAUUGCUUGUGCAUUACUAACUUCUCAGGUCACAUGUUAUCGAACACUGAUCUUUGGUGUCUCUAUAUUGCAUUUGCUUCUUAGAUUUUGCUUAAAUUUCACAGUUACCCCAAAAUGUGACUGGGGAGGGAAGGGGAAGGUUCCUUGUGAAAAUUGGUCCAGUAGUCUCUUCUGGGAGUGUGCAGCAUUCUCUGAGACAUCUAAGUAUGGAACCACAGAAGACUCUUAAUACGAAUGGUUGGCCAUUUGUUAACUUCGGGGAGAAAGAAGUUAAGUGACAGUGGAAACUUCUGAAUGCAUUUAGCUUUCCAGGGCCAUUAUUUUGUUGUGUUACCUCAGUGUGGAGAUCCCUUUCCUCUGUCUCAACCUGUUGUUAACAGAAAAUUCACCAUAAAAUUGCUUCUCUGAAAAGGAGUGAAAGAUGCACUAGAAAGACUUUUGGCAGCCCACUGUAGAAGUUCACAGACCUGUGAGCCUGGUUUAUUCUAGGUAUAUUGUUCUGCAAGGCAGAAUAUGUGGCUUUUGUUGUACUAGCUUGCAAUUAAGGAUGUCAUUUGUCUGCAGUAGCCACAGCCCCAAGAUGCAAGGUACGUGUGCUUGUGAUAAUCCAGGUUUGUUCUGGAAGCUGUUGCUGGCAAAGGGAUCUUAAAGCUGGCUCCUUUCCUCCUAGCAGUCUGUGAAGACAGUCCUGAUCUUGAGCAUGUGAACCUUGAAUCUCAGUAUCAUCCCUGUUGGCUCUAUGCAUUAAGUUCCCUAGGGAACGUAAUGGGGUCCGUGAGGGUCUAAUAGAGAAAAAGACCUGGAGCCUAACAAAAACAAAGGAAGGGUGGCAAACCAGCUGCGUGCAGUUAAUUAGCCAAUGUCUGAUGAUGUCCUUGUGCUGAAUGAUGCACCAUUUUUGCACUUUUACUGCACUUCCAGUACAGGUUAAUGGGCCAAAAUGGACUAGUUUGAUAAUCUGACUCUUCUAGGUUUGCUACCUAGCCGACGUGCCUCUGUUUGUAGCACACAUGAUAACAUAAGGAGCUGUGCUUUCUUUAGCGCGAUCUAGUCCAGCAUUCUCCUUUGCGGUAGUUUUUAAGUGGAUCAAGCACGGCCUUUGUCGCGGCUGUGGACACAUACUCAGUUCUGUGCCCCUUUAUUUGCAGGUGAAACAUGGACUGUUUCUCAUUUUACUUUUGAAGAGAUGAGUACUAAACAGUUGUUUUAUCAGCCAAAAGCUUGGACCAACUGUUUGGCUUAUUUGAAAGUUUGGGGGCAGUAUUUCAGAAAGCUGUUUAGCAUUCAGUGGCUGAAGGUGAUGGGAGGCUGCAGUGACAAUAGUCAGCUUGACACUUGUCUCUCUCAUUCUCCCUGCCCAAGGGCAGCUUGGGAUAGUCGGGGAAGUGAUGAGGGGGUCCCCCUGUGAAAUCUGACAAACAUGAGCGAUAACCAUCACUACUUGGCUAGAGUCUUCAUGCUGCAUCAUCAGACUUCAGUGUUUGGCCUGGACUGUAUUCCCUACACAUAAAAAUCAGCUGCACACUCAGGAGGAAAGAAUAGCUCCCUGUUUCUCUUCACACUUUACCCCAGUUAAAUCUCUAAACAUGAGAAUUUGAACAGAUCGUGAUCAAGAUGCCUAGAAUCCUGUGCUUUUAGCAAGAAUUUACAACUGUUGCCAUGCAGUAAUGCACUGACACAGUUACCUUAACAGAACCUUAGGUGGUUUUGGUUCCAGAUUAAUUUUGGCAGGAGCCAAGGAAUGGCAGCUGAGAUGCAUGUAACAUGGAGGCCUCCAGCUGAGUAGAGUGCAGGGGAUGUGAGAUGCAUCGAACAGAACACACCUAGGCAUUCCUUAGCAUGCCUUGCAGAUACAUGGGACCUUCAAAAACAGGUGAUGUGUCUUUUCUUUUUGCUGUUGGCAGUUGAGGAUAUGAACUCCAUACUGGUCCCAUUGAGUUGUGAGAGAUCUCCAUUGGGUGGCCUUGGGCCAGUCACUCUCUCAGCUUA